CCUUGUUUAGCUCUGAUCCAGACGUUCGACCAAAAACAGAUCACAAAAAUAUUACUUGUCAUCUUUGCAAACUUUGAAUUUUGGUGAAGUCCGCACGGAAAUUUUUCUAUUACAACCACGUCAGUUAUGAAAAUAAUUUACGCCAAUCUCGAGUGAAUCGACACGAAUGUAUUCGUCGCGAGGCUGUCGAAAAUGACCUCGAGAGAGCCACUGCCCGAAGAGAAGAUGAAGGCCACUCUGUUUUGUCUGGUGUUGCGAGGCGGGACUCAAAACUGUCACAGGGACAUUGCGAAUUUCUUGCCUCAGGCAAUCAGCAAGGAGCCAACGCUGUCCAGACAAUACUUUGACAUUUGUGUUCGUUUGCUGUCGGUCGAUGACCCCGAAUUCACAUGGCUGGAAGAAAUCCUCUGCAACGCUAUGAGGCAGACUGCACCGUCAGUGGAAAACAAUGUAUUUUCCACGUUAGUGCAGCAGGAAGGAAUAUCCAACCAAGUAUUAGUCACCGCCGUGAGAGGCAAGUUGAUACCAGAGUAUGCAACUCUCCGUGAGGUCAUCGCCAAAGAGACGCUGCAACUGUUCCGAUCCGAGGAUGUCUGGACGAGCGGCAUGUUUCUUCCUCUUGUGGUGAACAUUGGAAAAUUUGAAUCAUUUGACAACAUCUUCGUUCAAACUGUGUUUGGGGUGUUGGACGGCUACAAACUGUUGGUCCAGAUCACACAGAAUAUCAAGGAUAUUAACGAGAAAGUCACAAAGUUGAUGGAGUUGACCAAGAAGUGGAUGCAUGUGCUACCAAGCCAGGUUGUUCCUCGCAAGAGGAUCAUCAUGAACACACUUUACGAAAGUAUUGUGCAGAGAAGAGCGAAUCCGUCAAUGACUAACGUUCUGAUGCUGGUCGAAGUUGAAAUUCUGAAUGCUUUACUCCGGCCCAUCCCAAAGGAGAACGUCCCUCUGGUUGCCAAGGAGUUGAUUAGCUGGUUUCUGAAUUGGUUUUACAACUGCAGGCUGCUGCUGCCUCCCAUUAUCAAAUUGCUGCAGAGACUUGUCGACGAACAUAUGGAGGAGGAUUACAAUCAAAUUGUCUCUGCCAAUUUCAACAAAAUGGUUGUGAAUGCCCGAAUCCCUAUGUAUAGACCGCUGAUCAGCAUAAUCUGCCACUUUCUCAGAAACAACACUUGCCCUGAAGCAUUCCUCGAAAAGUCUUCAGAAAAUCUAAAGAAUCUCUUACUCUGCUGCGCCAAAGAAGAACAAAUUGUGGCAAAUUUGUCCCAAGGACUGGAGGUCAUUCACAAAAAUUACCCUGAGCAACGACUCUUGAUUAUCAACAUUCUGCGGGACUCCUCCUUACAACCGUGUGACUUGAAUGCUAAUUUCACUGUGAAUGAGGAUCCUAAAGGACUUAUCAACACAGGCAACACUUGCUAUGCCAACAGUGUGAUCCAAUGUUUGUUCUACAUUUCGUCGUUCAGAAACAAAGUCUUGGCUCAGAAGCCUAGAGGAUCUCAGACAGUUCUUACCGAACUGCAGAAAAUUUUUGCCUUGCUUAAAUUUAGCGCCUCGACUGUGAUACUGCCAAGCGAGCACUUCCAUGCUGCCCUGCGCCCGACGUACUUUGUUCGUGGCCACCAGGAAGAUGGAUUUUUGUACCUGAUUCACAUUCUGGAUAUCAUGAAGGAGCAGGAAUUGAAGGCGUUUAAUAUCGAAGACGACGAAAUGGAAGUGAAGAGGGAGUUUUGCCAUUCUAGUGCAAGUGAAAAAUCUGACAUGUCGUCCGCCUCUGUGUCCGAGCUCUCCAAUGAAGCCAACAGAACAGACUCUCCUGAGAAUGAUGAAGUGACCGAUGACUCGGAAACAACAACAAUGUCAAUGUCUCCAGACGAAUCGGUCGGAAAGACUUUCCCUUGUGCUAAGCCAGAAUCCUGUGAAGGCGCCGAAAGCACCAACAACAACGAUCUUCUUGAGGAUGAAACUGAAUCGGAAUGUGCAAUGCCCAAGUAUAACACACUUGGCCAACAGGUUUUUGGUGGAUGCCAGUUUGAGAUGUACAUGUGCCACGGGUGCAACUACGAACACAAGCAGACAAAACGAACCACCUCCAUCUGUCUGGCCAUUCCGGACCGAGAAAACAAACAUUGUCGCAUUUCCAACCUGCUGGAGGCUUAUUUUCAGCCGGUCGAGUUGCAAGACUCGGAGAAAUACGAGUGUCGAAACUGCAAAGUCAAAGUUGACUCGACCUGCUUCACCAAGCUGGUCGUUCCGCCGCAAUAUCUGAUCCUCUGCCUCAAACGCUUCCUGUACAACACCUCUCAGCAGCAGACUGUGAAGAUAAUGACUCAAGUGCAGGUGGAGGACGAGAUUCAAGUGAAUGGGAAGGACUUCAAGAUCCACGCGAUGGUCGUCCAUUCCGGCCCGUCCGCGUCGCACGGCCACUACUACUCAAUGAUCAGCACCGAGAACGGCACUCUGAAGCUAGACGACGGGUCUGUUGUCACCAAUUGUAGUACGUCGAUGGGAGCCCUGGACACGCCGUACAUUUUGUUCUACCGGAGAAAAGACUGCCAAGAAGAGGAGCCUAGCGUGGCAUUUGCAGAUCUCGAUGCCAGUCUGCAGUCGUACGUUAGAAAUUACCAAGGGCGAGGAUACUUAAGCUCCCUUGGAAGCUACUUCAAAAAGCCGCAGCCGCCCCCACCACCGCCCCCAUCGUCCUCCUGUGGAGGUGGUUCUGGAAUGUCCACCUCCAGGAUGGUUUUCUAAAAUCACUCAAGACUGAUUCCUAAUAAGCAAAGUUAUUCAAAUUAUUGUUUCUCAUAUUUUCUUGUGAAGCUCAAUAGAGAUAAAUAAUAAUAAAUUGGAAUUGUGCGAAGCAAAUUUGUUUGAUUGUUGGAAAUCAUACACUGAACUUUUAAUUAUUUUUCUUUAUUAAAACAACAUUAUUGCACAGUGUUUGAAAUUCAAUUAACAUUUUGAAAUUUAGAUCUUUAUUUAAUCUGUCUAUAAUCUUUAAUCACAAUGAUAUCUCCCAAGCGGUAAAUGUUGCAAGGCACUUAACCUGUAUAGUAAAUGUAUAAUUAAAAUUCUUCUGUUUCCCAUUCUUAAACAUGUUUUGUGAGUAGAACAUGGCCGGCAAGAUACUGCUGUUAGUAGAAAAACUGAGCUCCUAUAGAAUUAGCAUUAAACAUAAAUAUUGUAAUAACACUUCAG
Messenger RNA from Neocloeon triangulifer, 3198 nucleotides. Its product is annotated as ubiquitin carboxyl-terminal hydrolase 38-like. Gene Ontology annotation, molecular function: cysteine-type deubiquitinase activity; cysteine-type endopeptidase activity. Bases 193 to 2751 code for a protein of 852 amino acids. Gene Ontology annotation, biological process: protein deubiquitination. The transcript has 9 exons. Gene Ontology annotation, cellular component: nucleus; cytosol. The record is from RefSeq and is a predicted model, not a curated record. Lineage: Eukaryota; Metazoa; Arthropoda; Insecta; Ephemeroptera; Baetidae.